CACAGGGGUCACAGACAAUAUUUCCAGCCAGGAUGGAGAAAAGACAGCUCAUAAGCCUACAUUCAGUACCCUUGGGGUGACAAAUCCUACCAAUGAAAAUGAGUAUGCUCACAGCGAGUCAUCAGAGACCACCACCAGCUCCGUCCAUCAACAAAAAUCAACCAGAGCUCGAGACCUGUCAGAGAAAGCAGAAAGAAGAAAGCUUGAAGUGGAGAGGAAGAGGAGAGAACGCGAGGAGCAGCAGCGGCUGGAGAAAGAGCAACAAGAGAGAGUGGAAAGGAUGAAGGAAGAGCUCGAAGAGGAGCAGCGGCGCCGAGCAGAGGAAACACGAAAUCGGAAGCAGCAGGAGGAAGAAGAGAGACAGCGCCAGGAGCUGGAUAGGGCUCGGAGGAUGCAGCUGGAACAGCAAGCACUAGAGAGAGCACGACUGCAGCAAGAGGAAUAUCGGAGGAAACUGCAAGACAUUCAGAGGCGGAAACAGCAGGAAGAAUUGGAGAGACAGGCACUGGAACGCCAGAGACAACAAGAACAGGAGCGCUUAGAUGCAGAAGAACGUAUGCAUCUUUUAGAAAUGGCAGCAGAAGAACGUGAAGAAUACCAUAGGAAGAAACGGGAAAGAGAGGAACAAGCCAGUCAAGAGGCAGAACGUCAAAGGCUGAUUGCAGAGGCAGAAGCCAAGGCAAUAAUGGAAGAAGCUCAAAGACAAGCUCAUCUAUUGGCAAGGCAGACAGCAGCUCUGGAGCAACAACUGCGGUUUAACACAGGACUGAUGAAGGAGUCUAUUGGCAUGGAUCAGACCCAGGGUGUCUCCAGACCAUGGGUGUUCUCUUACUUUGAGUUAUUGGAACUACUUGGGCUGCCACUCCCUGUGGAAGGAGAGUUAGCUUAGAAAGUUUUGCUUUAACAAAGACAAUAUGUAAACUAGCAAAGAAAGCAAAAUA
Molecule: messenger RNA, 941 nt
Organism: Nanorana parkeri
Lineage: Eukaryota; Metazoa; Chordata; Amphibia; Anura; Dicroglossidae
Exons: 5
Coding region: 281-889 (202 amino acids)
Source: RefSeq, a predicted model, not a curated record